AUAACGCGGAGAGCUUUGGGAUCGGAGCGGUUGUUGUGAAGACUUGCGAUUUCACUGCAUUUGUGGUGGGCAAAAGGGAUGGUAAGAAUUUGAUGGCUAAGGCCGUCAAUCAUAUUAGGGAUUUGGAUCAUGUUCAAUACGGUUCUGAUUUUGAAGAGUGGUGGGGAAGCAUUGUUGCGACGGUUUCGGGAGAAGUUGCUAAUGGCAUGUGCAGGGAAUCUGAACCUGAGUUACAGGAUGAUGCUGGUUGUUGUGAUCCAAAACGCAUAUAUAUGUUGGUGGAAAAUCUGUAUGAUGGAUUUGGAAGUAGAACCUACAGGCGCAGGAUGUUAACUAUCAGUGAGGCCAACUUCAUGAAGAAUGGAACUGUUGAUCUUGAAGACGGAGGUCCUGUAACUGUCAAAUGGCCUCUUCCACAUGGUGGAACAAGCGAUUCUAGUUUACCAUUAUCUGAAAAAUUUUGUUGUUCCGUUGGUCUCAGCUUGUUCUUUCUUGGUGACCUGGAUGAGGAUAUUGAAAGAGAACUGGAUUUUUAUGGCGCUAGAAACAUUUGGUGCCUCAAGUAUGAUGGUCAUACUUGGAUUUGGAGUUUAUGCAGAACCAUCCUUUUCCCCCACCAAUUGCGCCCCAUAAUAAUUCCAUACGAUGGCAAAUUGUGCUGCAUUGGUGAUAAUUGGGUUGAUAUCUACAACCUAAAAUCAGAAUUUUGGGAAAAGAGGGAAGUGCCCGGCAUGCGCUUGAAUCCUCACUCUUACUUUUUGUGGGAAACCCUCAUUGUGUUGUAUUCUUUUGAUGAUGUGAAUCAAUGGCUCAUGUCAUAUGAUUUCAAUGCCAACAUUUGGAGCCCCAUUGAGUGCAAUUUUCCGCCGUUUUGUGAUUACAAAGCUGGUAGGAAACUCGUUCGUCUGGGUUGCAGUGAUUUUCUUCUUAUUAUUGAUAUUGUAUCUAUUUGGUGCAUCUAUGACUUGUCUAAGAAGAAACCCGUGGCAGUUGUGCAUGUGAAUGAUUUGGAUGAGAUGGGGAUGGUGUCUAACGUUUUUUGUUGUCACCACACAAGCAAAGAAAGUCUGAUCUAUGUCUUUACUAGUACAGAUCAAAUGGAUAUUAAAAGGGAUAUAGACCGUCCAAAUCAAUAUAUUAACAUUGUUCCUUAUGCCAGAGUCAAGCUCCAAACUGAGGGUAAUUUUUCUGCUAAGGUUGAAUCUAAGGGUAAUCUUAAAGUUGGUCCCCAUCUGAAGUACUAUGUGUUUGCUGCUGUAGACCAAGACAUUAAAGGGAAGACUACGGUAGCAUAAAUGUUGCUGUUAGGAAUAUGUUUUCUUGAACAGAGUAGAUUAGGUUGUAUUAUUCUUAUCACAUAGUUUUAAGACGAGUUACUUUUUUGUCUCUCUUAUGAUGAGAAUUGAGGUUAUUCAAUAACUUUACCAAUUUCACACUCGUUUUUUAUUAUGUUUUAUUUUAUUUUACUUUUUAUUAUCAAUUAGAUUGGGACAACCUUGAUCUCUAUAGUUAAAUGUAAUGACUUUUGGAGUUAGCUAGUACUCAAAAUAUUCAUAGCAUUCGCAGGUGGAACCAGCAUGGCCUGGUGCAAUUUUAUUGGUUUUUGUAGGGAGUGAUAUUAAUCCCAGAGCUUUAUGAUCUUUUGAAAACUCCUGAUUUCUUCGGAUUCUUGAGGAACAAAUUUUGGUUUGAUCCAGUCGUUGCUGCACAAAUCAGCAUUGCAGAUGUUUAUUAG
Messenger RNA from Arachis duranensis, 1735 nucleotides. RefSeq lists its product as uncharacterized. NCBI's taxonomy places the organism in Eukaryota, Viridiplantae, Streptophyta, Magnoliopsida, Fabales, Fabaceae. The record is from RefSeq and is a predicted model, not a curated record. Gene Ontology annotation, molecular function: protein binding.